Molecule: messenger RNA, 2049 nt
Organism: Lachnellula hyalina
Lineage: Eukaryota; Fungi; Ascomycota; Leotiomycetes; Helotiales; Lachnaceae
Gene: ftsH
Product: ATP-dependent zinc metalloprotease
Exons: 2
Coding region: 1-2049 (682 amino acids)
Molecular function (GO): ATP binding; ATP hydrolysis activity
Source: RefSeq, a predicted model, not a curated record
AUGGCCCCAGGUGCAACUGAAAACGGGGGUGGUGAAGCCCUCGUCACUGCUUUGACAGCCACCUCAAAGGAAUCAAACGGAACUGAAAGCAUUCCUGAAGUCGGUAUGGAGUGCGACAUCAAAAACCUCUACCAGAAAGAAGAUGCAAGAGGUCGCACAACAUGGACUGACAAGUACCCCGACAAUCUCGACGAGGCUGCCGAGAACGAAAUCACUGCUCGAUUUGCUAUUCUUGUUCGAAACAAGAAGAGCUUCGAUUCCAGAAAAAAGCUUGAGAUCGAUAGCAUCGUCGUUCAAAGCCCUUUGUUGAAGACAGUCUUAUCCAAGGUUUUAAAGGAUUACCCCGAACUUGAAGAACCACCUAACACCAACCAAGGUGUUACAACUACCUUAAAGCGACUCGUCUUCCAGGCUCCCUUCAACCCAUUUGUUCAUCGUUGGACUCAAUUCACUACAGCUCUCGAAGAGCAAGAAGAAGGAGAGACCAAGAGCCACCUGCAACUGCUGCAUACAACCCUUGAGGCAGAACUCAGGGACACCAUCGAGGCGAAGAAUGACUUCGUCAAGAACAAGGUAAUCACUUUUGGCUACUUGUGGACCAUCUUUCAGCCCGGUGCUACUAUUUAUACAAACGAAUGGGAUCGUCACUGUGGUUCCAAGUUCUCUCAAGGAUCCUACCAUGAUCACCCAAAGUAUGGUCCAGUCUAUGGCCUCAACUGUCAGAAAGUUGAAUGGGACGGCGACAAGUUUGGCUACGCAAAUUGCCAACAUGUUGUCACAUCUUUCGCGGGCACAAUGUCUAUUUCCGCACUCGACGCCAUCCCUCUCGAGUUCCACCCUGAGCAAAAGAAAAUUCGUGCCCAGCUCCUCAAGCGCGGUAAGCUCUUUGAACACUACCAUGGUUACCAUUACAAAUCCUACAAAUCAUUUGCAAUCGGCAAGAACAUGUGUGGGCAAGACAUCAAGGUUACCAUCGACUCCCGUAUCAUCAUAGACACCCACGCAUACGGUAAAUUCAAUCCCAACAGCAUCGGGCACCUUCAACCCCUCAAAAUGAAAUCCAAAGCCGACACACCUGAAAAUUCCGACGAGGAAUACGACGAGGAAUACGACGAGGAAGAGGAGGAGACCGAUGAUGAUUAUGACCAGCAAAUUCACUACUCAACCCAUAAUGCUGCCGCCUCCCGCACAGACACAAAGCUCAUCGCUCUCUCUGAAGAGCAUCUCCUGCACUGCUCCUCCCUCCUCAAAGGCUAUGCCCUUAAGACCAAACGAUGGUUAUCAUUUUUCUUAGACGAAAUCUCCGAAAUUAUCUGGAACAACGCCGCAUUCAGCAAUCUCGUCCUCCCAGCCGACCAAAAGGAGCUCAUCCUUGCUUUCGCGGAGUCACAAGUAAAAUACAAAGACAGCUUCGACGAUGUCAUUUCCGGCAAGGGCAAAGGCAUCAUUAUGCUUCUGUCAGGUGGACCAGGAAUUGGUAAAACUCUCACUGCCGAAUCUGUAGCAGAGAACAUGCAAGUCCCACUAUACAUGAUGUCCGCAGGAGAUCUCGGCAUCAAGAGCUCGGAAGUCGAAUCCUCCUUAACUACCAUCCUCGAAAUGGUCGCCAAAUGGAACGCAGUCCUCCUCCUCGACGAAUGCGAUGUAUUCCUCGAAGCACGCAGCGCCCACGAUCUCGAACGCAACAAAAUCGUCUCCAUCUUCCUCCGGACCCUGGAAUACUACGAAGGCAUUCUCUUCCUCACCACCAACCGCGUCAAGAACAUGGAUCCGGCCUUCCAAUCUCGCAUUCACAUUAGUAUGGAAUACCCAGGUCUCGACAAGAGCGCUCGCGUCCAAGUGUGGCGUAAUUUCUUGGAGAGGGGCGUUAAGCAUGAGUUGAGCGAGGGGGAGAUUGAGCGGCUAGCGAGCGUGGAUAUUAAUGGCAGGCAGAUUAAGAAUGUGUUGAAGACUAGUCAGUUGUUGAGUCAGCAUAAGGGCGUGCCGCUUCGCUAUGAGCAUUUGAGGACGGUUCUGUAUGUGGAGAGGAAGGAGUUGGAGCUUUCUUGA